Molecule: messenger RNA, 1107 nt
Organism: Saimiri boliviensis boliviensis (Bolivian squirrel monkey)
Lineage: Eukaryota; Metazoa; Chordata; Mammalia; Primates; Cebidae
Product: olfactory receptor 52B4
Biological process (GO): G protein-coupled receptor signaling pathway
Cellular component (GO): plasma membrane
Molecular function (GO): G protein-coupled receptor activity; olfactory receptor activity
Source: RefSeq, a predicted model, not a curated record
UGGUGACAUCGCAAAGAACAUUGGAGAUUUUAUCUUCUACCUCUGUAAAUAGGAGGUGAAGUUCUGAAAGUUCUCCCCAGCUAUGCCUACUGUAAACUACAGUGGCACCAGCCACACAGUCUUCAGCUUGCUGGGCAUCCCUGGCCUAGAGGACCAGCACAUGUGGAUUUCUGUGCCCUUCUUCAUUGCCUAUGUCACUGCCCUUCUUGGAAACAGCCUACUUAUCUUCAUUAUCCUCACAAAGCGCAGCCUCCAUGAACCCAUGUACCUCUUUCUCUGCAUGCUGGCUGGAGCAGACAUUGUCCUCUCCACAUCCACCAUUCCUUGGGCCUUAGCUAUCUUCUGGUUCCAUGCUGGGGACAUCUCCCUGGAUUGUUGCAUCACUCAGCUCUUCUUUGUCCAUUCCACCUUCAUCUCUGAGUCAGGGAUCUUGCUGGUAAUGGUAUUUGACCGCUACAUUGCCAUAUGCUACCCACUGAGGUAUAUCACCAUUCUUACAAAUGCUCUGAUUAAGAAAAUUGGUGUGACUGUCUUCCUGAGAAGUUAUGGUACAAUUUUCCCUAUCAUAUUUCUUUUAAAAAGAUUGACUUUCUGCCAGAAUAUUAUUAUUCCACGCACCUUUUGUGAACACAUUGGCCUAGCCAAAAAUGCUUGUAAUGACAUUCAAAUAAACAUUUGGUAUAGGUUUUCCAUCCUAAUGUCAACAGUGGUCUUAGAUGUUGUGCUAAUUUUUAUUUCCUAUAUGCUGAUUCUCCAUACUCUCUUUCACAUGCCUUCUCCAGAUGCUCGCCAAAAAGCUCUUAACACAUGUGGCUCCCAUGUCUGCAUCAUCAUCCUCUUUUAUGGGCCUGGCAUCUUCACAAUCCUCACCCAGAGGUUUGUACACCACAUUCCACCUCAUAUCCACAUCUUGGUGGCUAAUGUCUGCAUUCUGGCUCCACCUAUGCUGAAUCCUAUUAUUUAUGGGAUCAAGACCAAGCAAAUUCAGGAAGAGGUAGUUCAUUUUUUGUUUAUAAAAUAGAAAUAACUUUAGUUUAAGAAUUGAGUUUUCAGAAUCUCUAACUAUCUGGUAAAUGGGUAUGGAAGUGGUAGAUGGGAGGGGUCAGC